AUGUCACCAAAAGUCGCAAUUGCCGGUGCAAGUGGAAACCUCGGCCCAGCCGUUCUGGCAGCACUUCUCGACGCUGGGUUCGAGGUCACGGUCCUGACUAGAGAAAACAAAGACAACAAGUUCGACGAACGAGUCCGUGUAGCUAAGGUGAACUACGACUCGUUGGAUUCACUUACCUCCGCUCUGACCGGCCAAGAGGUGGUGGUCAACACAUUGGGUGUCGGACGAAUCCCUAAAGAGACACAUCUUCGAUUGAUCGAUGCGUCUGUUGCGGCGAAAGUUCAGCGAUUCAUUCCUUCCGAGUUUGGUGCUAAUACUACCAACCCUCGCGCUGCACAGCUUCCCGUUUACGCGGAUAAAGUGGCUAUCCAAAAACACCUGCAGGAGGCAUCCAAUUCCAACGACACGUUCUCUUACACCCUUCCGAUCACGGGUCCCUUUCUGGACUGGGGCUUGAAGACCAAGUUUAUACUGAACCACGAGGGCCCGGAAGUCGAACUGUAUGACGGCGGUGAUCAAAAGUUCAGCGCCACGACGCUGGCUGGCAUCGGACAGGCAGUGUCUGGAAUCAUCCGCAAUCUGGAGGCGACAAGAAACCAAGCCGUAUACGUUAGGGAGGCCAAUGUGUCGCAAAAGGGGCUCCUUGAGCUAUCGGGCAAGCAGCUUGCAACAAGGACGGUGAGCACGGCCGAAUUGGAGAAGGAGGCUUACGACGAACUUGGCAAGCCCAACCCGAAUCCAGCCGUAUUUGGCUUCAACUUCCUGCGACGGGCUAUCUUUGGCGAAGGUUUUGGUGGUUUGGUACCGGCAGAGGAGCUGUCAAACGACUUGCUUGGAGUCCGGUCCCUGAGCGAUGCAGAGAUCCGGGAUAUUGUGGUGAAGAAUACUUGA
Molecule: messenger RNA, 891 nt
Organism: Aspergillus chevalieri
Lineage: Eukaryota; Fungi; Ascomycota; Eurotiomycetes; Eurotiales; Aspergillaceae
Product: aromatic alcohol reductase
Exons: 2
Coding region: 1-891 (296 amino acids)
Molecular function (GO): oxidoreductase activity
Source: RefSeq, a predicted model, not a curated record